Macadamia integrifolia is the source of this 2631-nucleotide messenger RNA. RefSeq names its product putative pentatricopeptide repeat-containing protein At3g18840. The transcript has 3 exons. The record is from RefSeq and is a predicted model, not a curated record. Bases 265 to 2274 code for a protein of 669 amino acids. NCBI's taxonomy places the organism in Eukaryota, Viridiplantae, Streptophyta, Magnoliopsida, Proteales, Proteaceae. Gene Ontology annotation, biological process: RNA modification. Gene Ontology annotation, molecular function: protein binding; RNA binding.
GGAGAACGGAGAACGGAGAACGGAGAUAGAACCUUUAGUUCCUUGAGACGUAAGAUGACAACCCUGCAAUCCGGCUCAACACAGAUGACAUCACAAUGACAUGGAGAGUGUUCGUGGCUUGCAGGCCGACACACUCCUGACAAGAGGGUUUGGCUUCAUGAAUCAAAUGUUUUUUUUUUUUGUUAAUUCCAUAGAGGCAUCAAUCCCUUCAGCUGCCAACUCUUGAGGACAUAGUUGAGCAAUAGCAUCCUAUGUCUAGAUUAUAUGAAGUAUCUCAAAGAAGGGCUAAUACGUCAUGCCUGUAUCAUUAAAAGUGGUCUCUUCCCACCUGUUUUCACCACCAACCAACUCAUCCACCUUUACUCCCAACAUGGGCUCUUAGUAGAAGCCCGCCAGUUGUUUGACACUUUGCCUGAAAGAAACGUCUACACCUGGAAUGCCAUCAUCUAUGCCUACAUCAAGAACCAGGACUUAUCAGAAGCCCGAGCCCUUUUCGAUUCUGCUCCUCACAAAGACUCUGUCACCUACAAUUCUAUGAUCUCUGGCUAUGCAAGCUCUAAUGGCUUGGAAACUGCCCAUGCUUGCAAACUCUUUUAUGAAAUGCAAAAAAAGGGUAUCUGGAUUGAUGAUUUUACCCUCACAACCAUGCUCAAUGUGACGACAGACCUAUUGGUCCCAUCAGAUGGGGAGCAGUUACAUGCUUAUAUGAUCAAAACUGCCAAUGACUUAAACCAGUUUGCUGUGAGCUCUCUGAUUGAUAUGUACUCCAGACGUGGAUGUUUUGAAGAAGCUUGUCGUGUUUUCCAUGUAUGUUCAGUAUCAAAUUUGGUUUCAAAGAAUGCCAUGGUGGCAGCUUGUUGUAGGGAAGGCAGAAUGGAGAUGGCUCUUGAUCUGUUUUGGAGAGUUCCUGAAAUAAAUGACAUUGUGUCUUGGAACACGCUCAUUGCAGGCUAUGUGCAGAACAAUAACGAAGAAGAGGCGUUGAAGUUGCUCGUUCAUAUGGGAGAGAAUGGAAUCAGAGGGAGUGAUCACACUUUCACUAGUGUCUUGAGUGCUUGCUCGAGCCUUAAGAGCCUGAAACAUGGAAAGGAAAUCCAUGCUUGGAUUUUGAAGAAUGAUUUGAGUUCAAAUCCGUUUAUUAGCAGUGGCAUUGUGAACAUGUACUCCAAGUGUGAUAACAUACAUUAUGCAGAGUUAGCUCAUGCUGCAUUCGGGGAAGAAAAUGCCUUCUCGACCACUUCACUGAUUGUGGGGCAUUCCUCUCAAGGAAACAUGUUAGAGGCACGUAGGCUUUUUGACUCAUUGGCUGAGAAGAAUCCUGUUGUCUGGACAGCUUUAUUCUCUGGUUAUCUUAAGAUCCGACAGUAUGAACCAGUAUUUGUACUUUUAAAGGAGUUCCUUGACAAGGAAAAACAUGUUCCUGAUGCUCUUAUUAUUGUCAGUGUAAUAUGUGUGUGUGCAAUACAAGCUGCGCUGGAUCCUGGGAAGCAAAUUCAUGCUUAUAUAUUGAGAAUGCAGAUUGAAAUUGAAGAGAGGAUGAGUAGUGCUUUGAUUGAUAUGUAUGCAAAAUGUGGACAGAUACAAUAUGCAAAACAAAUUUUCCAAAGAGUUCCUGGCAGAGAUCGGGUUGUUUACAAUGCAAUGAUAGCUGGUUAUGCACAUCAUGGUUUUGAAAAUGAGGCUAUCCAGCUGUUUGAGGAGAUGUUGGAGAAGGAUAUCAGACCUGACAGAAUUACCUUCAUUGCCCUUCUUUCUGCUUGUCGACAUGCUGGACUAGUAGAAGCAGGGGAGAAGUACUUUGGUUCCAUGACAAAAUGUUAUUCAUUAUCACCUGAAAUUGGUCAUUAUUCAUGCAUGAUAGAUUUAUAUGGGCGGGCAAACAAGUUGGACAAGGCCAUGGCAUUCAUGAGAGAGAUACCAAUCGAACUGGAUGCUGUGAUCUGGGGGGCAUUUCUCAAUGCUUGCAGGAUAAAUAGGAAUAUACCAUUGGCAAAGGAGGUGGAGGAGGAACUUCUGAGAAUUGAAGAGGGUAAUGGGGCACGUUAUGUGCAAUUGGCUAAUGCUUAUGCUGCAGAGGGAAAUUGGAAUGAGAUGGGGAGGAUAAGGAGGAAGAUGAGAGGGAGAGAGGUCAAGAAGCUGGCUGGUUGCAGCUGGAUCUAUGUGGGAAACAAAGUGAACAUAUUCACCUCUGGUGAUAGAUCUCAUCGAGAAGCUGAAGCCAUUUACACUGCAUUAGUAAAUCUGAAUGCAAGAUUAAAUGAGGGAUACAAAUAGGUUUAAAUAGAAAUUUGGAGAUUUAGCCAUAAAGUGCUUUGUUGCAGACCUCCCAUAUGCUUGGCAGUAAGAAUUGUCUCCUUGCAUACAUGGGCAGGGGAAACAAACCUUCUGUUGGCUCUCCUCUUGUAGUGCUCUGAUGCGACAGAUCAAUUAAUAUAAACGGGCAAAGGAAGUGGUCCAAACGUCGAGUUCUUCUUUUUUCUUUUUGGUAAUUUUUGUUAUCUUUAUGACGAAUAGGUCAUUGGUCAUUAGAUGUUUUGCUGCCACAGACUUUAGAAUGUCCAGCCUUUAUCCUACUGUUGGUAUGAGAAUACUUAUGAAAGGGAAAGUACUUUGUGAAAUUAUCAUCCUACU